This is a messenger RNA of Rotaria sp. Silwood1, 411 nucleotides long. The record is from the annotation of a GenBank genome assembly. Lineage: Eukaryota; Metazoa; Rotifera; Eurotatoria; Philodinida; Philodinidae.
AUGUCACCAGUGGUGUCAAUGGAACAACACUUAAAUGAUCGUGUAGAACAUGCUGAAUAUGAAGAAGAUAAUAAUCAUAAUAAUGGUGCCAAUGAAAAUACUAAUACUAAUCAAAACAAUGAUAGUAAUGGAAAUAACGAAAAUCAUGAAUAUAAUGAACAUGGUGAAGCAACAGAAGAUAUCAUAGAAAUUGUGAACAUACCAUCAAGUAUGUAGUAUAUAAGAAAAAACAAAUACAAUAGAAUAAUUGUAAGACUGAGCAUAUUUCCAAGAAAAAAAAAUAUUAAGAUUGUAAUUGAUCUAAUUUUAUUCAAUGUUUCGAAUCAAUCUUUUAUCUAAAUAUGGUAUAACGACUUAGUGAUAUUUAAAGUAAUAAAUUUAUUAUGGUCGCUUACAAAAAAAAAUAUUAUU